UAUUCAGCCAUUUCUCUUUCUCUUUUUAAAAAGGAUAAUAUCAAGAUUUAUUCAAAGCUUUUUACACUUGUUUAUUUGGGCAAUAAGGUCAUGAAGGGACUUUGAUCAAGUUUCUUCAAAGAUUAACUGACAUCCUCUGAAAGUACAUCAGUUUCUUUUCAAUCAGGUAUUUGCUCAGCUCCUGACAGGGUGUUGAAUUCAUUAGAAUUAUACGGUUUCCUGGUCUUCGCUGUAGGUUUCCUUAAGACAUGCUGCUGAAAUCACAAAGUCUCCUCUCAGAUUCCUUCCCUCCCUCUGGCUUCCUCAUUCAGUUACUCAAACUAUCUGGGAAGCCAAGCUUGCUGAGUGCUGAUGAAAUUCUGUCUGGGGAAAGAAAAAUAAAGCCCCUGAAAAAGAAGCAGGAAGAGGCUGCUGGUUAGCUGGGCGCACGUUUUGCUGAGUAGAGGAUGAACAAGUGCAGUAAGGAGGAGGAAGCAGCCACUGCCACUGCUCACUAGCUCGCUAGUUUUCUCCUUGGCAAACAAGAAGGCAGCAUUGGCAAGGAGAGCAACAGCAGGUGACAAUGGCAGCAAGGAGGAGGUCUAGGACACUGACAAUGGAAGCCACCCAGAUCAAUAUGUCACAAGCGCCACUAGUGAACGGCAACAUCACUAAGUCGAAGAGGAGCAAACCUCGUGUGAUGUCCAAAAGUGGCCACAGCAAUGUGAGGAUUGACAAGGUUGAUGGCAUUUACCUCCUUUAUCUUCAGGAUCUGUGGACGACCGUCAUCGACAUGAAGUGGAGAUAUAAACUUACCUUGUUUGCUGCUACCUUUGUAAUGACUUGGUUUCUUUUUGGAGUCAUCUACUAUGUUAUUGCCUUUCUUCAUGGAGAUUUGGAAGGGAACAAACACCUGCAGAACCAGGCCCCCUGCGUCAUGCAUGUGAGGUCACUCACAGGAGCAUUUCUCUUUUCUUUGGAGUCGCAGACUACCAUUGGCUAUGGCUUCCGUUACAUCACAGAAGAGUGUCCUCAUGCCAUCUUCCUUUUAGUUGCUCAGCUGGUUCUCACCACCUUGAUUGAGAUCUUCAUCACGGGGACUUUCCUGGCCAAAAUUGCUAGACCCAAAAAAAGGGCCGAGACCAUUAAAUUCAGUCACUGUGCUGUCAUCUCCAAGCACAAUGGGCAACUGUGCCUUGUAAUCCGAGUGGCAAACAUGAGAAAGAGCCUCUUGAUUCAGUGCCAGCUGACAGGAAAGCUUCUCGAGUCCUACGAAACUAAAGAAGGUGAGAGGAUUCUGCUUAACCAAGCGACUGUUAAGUUCCAUGUUGACUCCGCAGCAGAGAGUCCAUUCCUGAUUUUACCUCUGACUUUUUACCACAUAUUGGAUGAGAGCAGCCCCUUAAGAGACCUUUCACCCCAAAACCUGAAAGAAAAAGAGUUUGAACUGGUUGUCCUCCUGAAUGCCACCGUAGAGUCAACAAGUGCCGUCUGCCAGAGCCGAACAUCGUAUAUCCCAGAGGAGAUCUUCUGGGGUUUUGAGUUUAUGCCUGUGGUCUCUCUCUCUCCAAAUGGGAAGUACGUUGCAGAUUUCAGUCAGUUUGAGAAGAUCAGAAGAUGUCCAGAUUGUACCUUGUACAGUAUGGACUCUGAAAAACAAAAACUAGAAGAGCAAUAUAGAAAAGAAGAUGAAAGAGAAAGGGAGCGCAGGACAAGGUUUUUACAGCAAAGCAAUGUUUGAUUUCUCAUCCAACAACAACCACAACAAAUAUUUAUACAGCUUGAAUUAUCAUCACACACACACACACCCUUGAAAAUGGAAGGGCAUCAAAAACUCAUCCAAACAGCUGUGGCUGCACAAACAAGACAUUUUAUUCUAGAAUCCAUGAAAACCAAGUACACCAUCUAGAUCUGUUGCUUAUUUUUUGACCCUUAAGAGUCCUUAUUGAGAAACUGGUUUUUUUUAUAAAGAAAAGGUCAUAGCAGAUUGAAUCUGCAUUAACCCCUGCCCCCCUCUGUUUGUCCACCUGAAAUAGAUGGUCCCAUCAAUCAAGACAGCAGUCACCACUCCCUUCUCUGUUCAUCUGGGGUGUGUGCAGGGAGGAAAAAAGCAUGGAUAACCUAACCUAGGGGAGGGUUUUCAAAUGUGUGUCAAGUAACCAUCCUUGUGGACAGCAGGAUCCAGACUCAAUCUAGACUGAAAGCAGCAUGUUGAAGACAAGCAAGAACAAUUCCAGAUUGAGGAAAAAACUACAUUUUUUUGUGCUGCAAAUGGGUUAGUGUGUGCACACAGCCUAAGAUGUGGGGCGCAUUCACUACUUUUGCAUCAUUAAUCAAAGUGGUUUGCUUUUUUAAAAAAUUAAAUGACUUUUGUGUAUAGGAUGCUGUAACUGAGAUGAAUAUCUUUAAGGAAGCAUAGAUAGUAGCCUUGUACCGAGUCAGACCAUAAGUCCAUUGAGUUCAGUCUACACCGAUUGGCAGUGACUCUCCAGGCUUCAGAAAGGGAGUAUCUCCCAGCCUUCGCUGGUGAAACUAAACUGUACAUGGUCUCUUAUUUCAGAGGCAGCAGCUCCAUUGUAAAUACACAGCUAUAGACUUCCCCACUCUAGGAACAUACGAAAUGCGUUCUACUGAGUCAGAGGUUUGUCUAGAUGAGUAUUGUCUCCACUGACUUGCAGUGGCUGUCUAGAAUUUGAGACUGGAGAUACAAGAUCUUGGACCUGCUGAGAGCGCUAUGGCCUCUCCUUGUGUCUUAACACUCUGCCAUAUGGCAAUUUUCAUAAGAUUGAUUUUCAGUUAACCUAUGUGAAGUUCAGUAUAUUGAACAAAUUUACUCACGAUAUUUAUUUGACAUAGAUUAGCCAUAUAAGUAGGAUGAAAGAGUAGGUUCUGAAAGGUUAUAUAUUCUUUGGUAUAGUGAGGCUGCAAUCCUCUUACAGUUCCCUGGAAGUAAGUGCAGUUGAACUCAGGGGGGUUUACUUCUGAGUAGACAUGCAUAGAGUUGCACUGUCAGUGUCUAUUUACCCAGAUUUUCAUGCUUCUUAAGAAAAGGGAAAUGACAUUCUGGUUGUGUCGUUAGAAAUCAGUUUCACGGAGCGGAAACAAUUUGAAUGACAGUAGACGGUAGCCUCUAAAAUGACUGCCCAGUGCAAUGUGGACUUGGAGUGUGGGGUUGUACAAACACAGACCACCAUCCCUCCAAAAGCAUCCACAUCUGUUACAGACAGAAUGUCUCUCCCCUUGGCCACCAGUGUAAAUGUCUGUGCUAUAGGGGAGGAUUAGAGAAUCACAUCAGAAGAACAGAAGUGCAAAAACAGAGGGAGAUCUAUUGUGGCACCCAUAGGCUCUAUAGCUCCCUAAAACACCCUAACUCUUGGCACUCACCAAGGAUGCCUCCACCUCCCUUUAAAAAAGCAAAACAACCUGAGGGACAGGAGCUUUUUAUAGUUGUAUGUUGAGAAGUUUGCCUGUUUUUCUGUCUGUGUUCUAUUUCCUGGGGGAUGUAGGUAUUUUUUUUCGUUUUCUUUUGAUGGUGGUUCUGAGGAGCACCAGUUUUUCUUCUAUGAAAUGGGUAUGUUGUGGUGCUCACAGCAGCAUCUCUGAUUUCUAAAUGUGCCCCUGCCCCCACAGGAAAAGUUGGAGACACGCUGCUCUGGAUUCUCUCUUUCUGGCACAGCAGAGCAAGAAACUCUAGGGGAACCACACAAAUAUUGCAACAAUGGCUUGGGAAACAAUCAUUUCCCUCUUUCCCACUUCACAGGCUCCUUCUGCCAGUCUUUGCCAAAAAACAAAACAAAAACAAAACAGAAAGUAACAGAAAGAAAAUGAAUGGCUCCAAGGGACAGUAUAGUUUCUUCCCCAUCUGCCAUCGUAUACACAGCAGUGCAGGUGAUCAGGCUGUCCUAGUCUGGCCAAAAAUUCUAUUUUGAAUCCCUCCUCCUCCCCCUUUUAAAAUAAAGCUGCCAUGGAUAUAUAGGAAUGGAGUUGUAAAAGGAAAAAGAGAAAUGUAUUAUUGGGGAAAUGCUACCGAUGUUUUUAUGAUAUGACAUGUAUAAGCAUUAGAGUCAUGUAUUUAAAAGAUCGCUUGUUUUGCUUUGGACCACUGUUUAAUAUUCUUAAAUAAAGAUUUCUGAAACA
This is a messenger RNA of Podarcis raffonei (Aeolian wall lizard), 4116 nucleotides long. It is a transcript of the gene KCNJ15, whose product is annotated as potassium inwardly rectifying channel subfamily J member 15. Gene Ontology annotation, biological process: regulation of monoatomic ion transmembrane transport; potassium ion import across plasma membrane. Bases 563 to 1720 code for a protein of 385 amino acids. Gene Ontology annotation, molecular function: inward rectifier potassium channel activity. Lineage: Eukaryota; Metazoa; Chordata; Lepidosauria; Squamata; Lacertidae. Gene Ontology annotation, cellular component: plasma membrane. The record is from RefSeq and is a predicted model, not a curated record. The transcript is spliced from 5 exons.